AUGAUGACGAUGAUGAUGUGUGUCUGUGCUUCAGGACCAGUAACGGUAAGAGUACGGUGAUCAACGCCAUGCUGAGGGAGCGCGUGUUGCCCAGCGGCAUCGGUCACACCACCAACUGUUUCUUGAGGGUGGAGGGAACCGAUGGAGACGAGGCGUACCUCACCACGGAGGCGUCCAAUGACAGGAGGAGCGUCACCACGGUGAACCAGCUGGCUCAUGCCCUCCACAUGGAUCCCACUCUGGACUCUGGCAGUCUGGUGAAGGUGAUGUGGCCUAAAAGCUGCUGUGCUCUGCUGAGAGACGACCUGGUGCUGAUGGACAGCCCCGGCACCGAUGUCACUCUGGAGUUAGACAGCUGGAUCGAUAAGUUCUGUCUGGACGCCGACGUCUUUGUUCUGGUGGGAAACGCUGAGUCGACGCUCAUGAACACGGAGAAACUUUUCUUCCACAAAGUCAGCGAGAGAAUCUCCAAACCGAAUAUCUUCAUCCUCCACAACAGAUGGGACGCUUCAGUGAGUGAACCGGAAUACAUCGAGGAGGUGAGGAAGCAGCACCUGGACCGCUGUGUGAGUUUCCUGGCCGAGGAGCUGAAGGUGGUCGGCCUGGACGAGGCUCCAGGGAGGAUCUUCUUCGUCUCGGCCAAAGAGGUCCUGAGCUCCAGGAUGCAGCGAGCGCAGGGCAUGCCUGAGACAGGUGGCGCUCUGGCUGAAGGUUUCCAUGAGAGACUGAGAGAGUUCCAGAUGUUUGAGAGGACGUUUGAGGAGUUCAUCUCUCAGUCUGCAGUGAAGACCAAGUUUGAGCAGCACACAGUGAGAGCGCGGCAGAUCACUGAGGCCAUCAAAGCUGUGAUGGACGCCAUCAACAUCGCCUCCGCUGACAGGAAGAUAUGCUGCCUGGAGGAGCGCGAGGAUCAGAGGGACCGGCUUGAUUUCGUCAGAGAACAGAUUAACCGUCUGACCGACAACGUCAAAGAGAGGAUCAAGACUCUGACCGAAGAUGUCUCUGCCAAGGUUGCUACAGCGCUGUCGGAUCAGAUCCGCUCACUUCCUGUUCUGGUGGAGGAGUUCAGAGCCGAUUUCAACCCUACACAAGAAACUCUGGAGUUCUACAAAACUGUGAGUACUGCAGUACAACUACAAGUACUCAACCUCUGUACUAGUACAAUGUUCACAAUCACCCCUCCCCCCCAUUAA
Anarrhichthys ocellatus (wolf-eel) is the source of this 1193-nucleotide messenger RNA. RefSeq names its product mitofusin-1-like. Gene Ontology annotation, cellular component: mitochondrial outer membrane. Gene Ontology annotation, molecular function: GTPase activity; GTP binding. Gene Ontology annotation, biological process: mitochondrion localization; mitochondrial fusion. The transcript has 9 exons. NCBI's taxonomy places the organism in Eukaryota, Metazoa, Chordata, Actinopteri, Perciformes, Anarhichadidae. The record is from RefSeq and is a predicted model, not a curated record. Bases 69 to 1193 code for a protein of 374 amino acids.